GGAGGAGUCUAGGGACGAGGAGGCUUCGACGGAGAUGGCUCCGAAGAAGUUGCGGAUUCGUGGGGAAGCGCAGGUUCCCGAUGAGAGUAAGGAACCUGCUACGGAGGAUGAGAAGUGGCUCCUUGUCCCAGGAAAGAUAGAGAAUUUCACAUACACGGGGAAGAAUGUCCGCGUGCCAGGGAGUCUGAUUGGAGCUGCUAUUAGGAAGUACUGGCCGGGGAUGUACACUCCGGUCCUUGGGGGCGAGUCCAAGCUAGCCUACACUUGGGAAGACUAUGAGAUAGCGCCUUACCCUGGCUUUACUUCCGCCGCCGACGCCGUGAUCAAGAAGUUUUGGGUACGUAAUGCAUACUCUUUGGGUUUCGUUCAUAUGUAGUUGAUAACCCCACCGUGAUAACUCAUGCCUCUCACACUUUCUGUUAUGCUUGAUUGCAGCGCAAUUAUAGGGUGGCGACUGAGCAUAAGGAUAGGGCGGACGUGGU
Messenger RNA from Lolium perenne, 482 nucleotides. The record is from RefSeq and is a predicted model, not a curated record. Lineage: Eukaryota; Viridiplantae; Streptophyta; Magnoliopsida; Poales; Poaceae.